CGGUAGUUCUACGCGCUUUUCUUGAAAAUCACGAUAAUGGACAUACUCUCAAGGUUACUGGCUAGUUGUGAUGAUCCCUGCAUUGUCUGAAAAUAUGUUAGACCCGAACAUUUGUAUCAGAAAGCCUUUUGAUUUCGGAUAUCCUGUUUUGUGUGGAUCUUUAGGAUGGAAACAAGGAGAUGAAGAAGGAAAAUGGGCUCAGAAAGCUAUCGAAACAUUAAUAAAAAAGUUGAAGAAGCGAAAAGGUGUUUUAGAAAGGCUUCAGUACGCCCUACUUCACCCAAACGAGCCCAGUGAGUGUGUAACUAUCCCACGAUCGCUAGAUGGUAGAAUUCAGGUUUCUCAUCGAAAAGGAUUUCCACAUGUAAUAUACUGCAGGGUCUGGCGUUGGCCAGAUCUUCAGAGUCACCAUGAGUUAAGGCCUGUAGAGAAUUGUAAAUUACCAUUCAGUUCAAAAGAAACGGAAGUGUGUAUAAACCCAUAUCAUUAUACUCGCGUUGAUUAUCCUGGUAAGAUUUAGUUAUUUUUGCUAUUCAAAUUAGUCUUGCCCCCUGUAUUAGUGCCCAGACAUAACGAAUACCCGACAAUGGAGUCUACUAAAAAGGAGUCUCUAAGUGACGAAACAUGUGAUUCACACUGUUAUUCAGGUUAGUAUAUUUCCUUAGUUUUUUACAUUCAGAUUCACAUAACCUCAUUUUUUCCUAAUAUAUCUAGACCGUAAGGAGUACUAAGAAAAUGUGUUUGUCACGUUUUAUGGAUUUAUGAUACAUCCCGCAUCCAUGUAAAGGAUACUGCUAAUCUCCCGCAAAACAAUAGUUUCCACGCUGCUUUCAAGGAAUUUAUGCAAGCACCUUGUCUUACUCUUCAUUUCACCAACGUCAAAAUAUCCGGUCCUAUGUUUUAUUUUGCACUACCUUUUCAUCUGAGUAUGGAUUAUACGUUUCUGAUUCCAUGCCGUAAAUUAUCAGGAACCAAAAUAUUGGUGCAGUAUUGUAUAUUAUGAAUUAAAUUCACGUAUUGGUGAAGCAUACUUUGCCAGUAUACCCAGUAUCAUUGUCGAUGGCUUCACCAACCCAGGUCGGGAUAGUGGUCGGUUUUCCGUAGGAUUUCUAUCAAAUAUCAAUAGGAGCCUGGCUGUUGAAAAUGUCCGCAAACAAAUUGGAAAGGGUGUUCACUUGUUUACUUUUGGUGGUGAUGUUUACGCAGAAUGCUUAUCGGAUUGCAGUAUCUUCAUUCAAUCCCGCGAGUGCAAUGAACGUCAUCAUUUUCAUCCAACAACUGUGAUUAAAAUACCUCCAGGUGGAUGCUUACGCAUAUUUUCCAAUCGUCAAUUUGCUCAUAUUCUUAGUUAUACUAUAUCACGAGGUGUUGAAGCUACUUAUGAUCUUGUACGUAUGUGUACCAUACGAUUAAGUUUUGUUAAAGGUUGGGGUGCUGAAUACCAUCGACAGGACAUUACUUCUACACCAUGUUGGAUAGAAAUCCACUUGCGUGGUCCUUUCUUAUGGCUUGAUCGCGUUCUUCGUCAAAUGGGUCCAAGUAGAAGUCCAAUAUCCUCGGUUUCCUAACUCACAAAAGCUUUACUAUAUCAACCACUGUCAGUCAUUUCUUGUUUUAUUUUACUCUAUCAUACACAAACAUACCCUCAUCACCGUCCCGCUACACCCAUAUUGUGAUCAUUUAUUUGAGUGACAAAACUUUAUCAAUAUUUUAUUCACUCUGUGAUUAUGUGGUUAUUCAGUUCUAAUAUACCACUUACUCAUUGUCAAAUAAGUUUACCAAUUUUAUUGUUUUUGUAUACGCUUCCUCACCCUUCUUUUCUAAUUUCUAAACAGAUUAUCGUAUUGCGUUUUAUGCACUCACUUUCUACCUUAAACACCUAUGUAUUCACAUAUUGUGUUGUUUUUAUCCACCUAAUUUUUAAAUCAUAUUGAAGAAUCACUAAUUCUCGCCCUGUUAUUUUUACUAUUCCGAUAAUUUGUUGUAUGUAAUAUGUACCUUUACCGUGAUUACCUAUACUACACACUCUAUUUAGAUCACAUGUAUUCGCUUUUUUGCCUAUUAUCAUAGUAUUAACAUUAUUAUUAUUACCUGUCUGUGACUCUGACCCAACAACCAAGCGCCUAUUGACUUUCUUUAUAUUUUCAACUCUUUAACUGAAUAGAAUUUUCACCCUUUUUACGUACAUAUUUGCUCACAAAACAACUGUGUACAUGUGUGCUCUAAAUCUUGAUGAUAAUGUUGUGUUUUCAAAGUAUGUACCAAUAACAAGUAAAGUUAAAUA
Schistosoma haematobium is the source of this 2284-nucleotide messenger RNA. Its product is annotated as Mothers against decapentaplegic 9, variant 3. Gene Ontology annotation, molecular function: RNA polymerase II cis-regulatory region sequence-specific DNA binding; DNA-binding transcription factor activity, RNA polymerase II-specific; I-SMAD binding. The record is from RefSeq and is a predicted model, not a curated record. The transcript is spliced from 5 exons. The coding region runs from base 71 to 520 and encodes 149 amino acids. Lineage: Eukaryota; Metazoa; Platyhelminthes; Trematoda; Strigeidida; Schistosomatidae. Gene Ontology annotation, cellular component: heteromeric SMAD protein complex. Gene Ontology annotation, biological process: regulation of transcription by RNA polymerase II; BMP signaling pathway; transforming growth factor beta receptor signaling pathway.